Messenger RNA from Arabidopsis thaliana (thale cress), 663 nucleotides. Its product is annotated as Bifunctional inhibitor/lipid-transfer protein/seed storage 2S albumin superfamily protein. Bases 264 to 554 code for a protein of 96 amino acids. The transcript has a single exon. Lineage: Eukaryota; Viridiplantae; Streptophyta; Magnoliopsida; Brassicales; Brassicaceae. The record is from RefSeq and is marked reviewed. Gene Ontology annotation, biological process: lipid transport.
AAUACUCUUUUUUACACAUUUUCAUCAAAAAAAAUUGUAUCACAGAUUUGAAAUGCACUAGAGUUAGUAAAGUAAAAUAAAAACAAAAGACACUAGCUAAAAAACACAUUUGCUUAACAAGAAAAGCAAAACAUUACUUCAUCUAUUAAUACCUUUUGUAUAUAGCUUCACCAUCCUUCUCGACAUCUCAUUAUUAAAAUCUCAAACAUUUUCAAGCAAUCGUAAUAGAAUUAUAUAGAAGGGAGUCGUGAAGGUUACAAGACAUGAGAUUCAUUACACUAGUAUUCAUUGUCUCCAUCUUGUCAUCUGUAACUCUAACCAAAACGUUGAUUUUGGGGGAAGAAGUGAAAGCGACAUGCGAUUUCACAAAAUUUCAAGUCUGCAAGCCGGAAAUAAUAACAGGAAGUCCACCGUCAGAAGAAUGUUGUGAAAAGUUAAAAGAACAACAAUCAUGUUUGUGUGCUUACUUGAUAAGUCCAUCGAUUAGUCAAUAUAUUGGAAAUGCUAAAAGGGUCAUAAGGGCUUGUGGUAUACCUUUUCCUAAUUGUUCAUAAUGUUAUAAUUCUCAAAAUGAUAUUUGAUAUGUUUUAUCAUUAUUGGAAGUUUGUCAUGUAAUGGCUAUUCAGAUGAUGAUUCUUUAAAAUGAACAUUUUCUUUUACAUA